Molecule: messenger RNA, 1164 nt
Organism: Dovyalis caffra
Lineage: Eukaryota; Viridiplantae; Streptophyta; Magnoliopsida; Malpighiales; Salicaceae
Source: the annotation of a GenBank genome assembly
AUGCUGUCUAGCAUCCUUCACUUCCUACUCUUCUUCUUUGUCCUUUUCAAUACCAAAAAUCUCAUAGCUUUUGCUCUCACUUCACCCCAAGACAUCUCAGCUCUCAAAGCCUUCAAAGCAUCAGUCAAACCAAGUUCAAUCCAACCAUGGUCUUGCCUGGCUUCAUGGGACUUCACCACCGAUCCUUGUGCCUUCCCUCGUCGAACCCGCUUCAUUUGUGGCAUCACCUGCUCCCCAGACUCAACUCGAGUCACCCAACUCACUCUUGAUCCAGCUGGUUACUCUGGCCAACUCACCCCAUUCAUCUCCCAACUCACUAGCCUCACCAUCCUCGACCUCGCAGAUAACAACUUCUUCGGCCCCAUCCCCUCCUCCAUUUCCUCUCUUAUCAGCCUCCAAACCUUGACUCUCCGUUCCAAUUCAUUCUCUGGCUCAUUUCCUAACUCGAUCACCAACCUUAAGUCCCUCGAAUCUUUAGACUUUUCACACAAUUCUUUAUCUGGGUAUCUCCCAAAAACCAUGGAUUCCAUGUCAAGUUUAAGAAGACUUGAUCUUAGCUACAAUAAACUAACUGGGUAUUUACCAAAACUACCUUAUAACUUACUAGAACUGGCUUUAAAGGCCAAUUCUUUAUCUGGGUCAAUACCAAAAUCAUCCUUUGACAGGUUAAGGCAGUUAGAAGUAGUUGAACUCAGUGAAAACUCGUUCUCUGGCACACUAGAAAACUGGUUCUUUCUCUUGCCUGCACUUCAGCAGGUUAAUUUAGCCAAUAACAGCUUGACACGUGUCGAGAUCUCAAAGCCGGUAAAUGCUAACAGUGGCCUCGUGGCUGUUGAUCUUGGGUUCAACAAAAUCGAGGGGAGCUCCCCCGUGCAUUUCGCUGAUUAUCCUCUGCUGUCUUCACUGUCCCUGAGAUACAAUCGAUUACGUGGCACGAUCCCGUUGGAGUACAGUCGAAAGAAGAGUUUGAGAAGGCUGUUUCUUGAUGGGAAUUUCUUGAUUGGAAAGCCGCCACCGGCUUUUUUCGCCGGAGACACGUCAGUUUUCGGUAGCAUAGGGGAUAAUUGUCUGCAAGCAUGUCCAGGAUCGUCUCAGCUGUGUAUGCCUUCACAGAAGCCGAGUUCUAUAUGCAAGCAAGCUUAUGGUGGAAAACCAAGGUCUUAA